AUCAACUGCUUUGAGAAUCUUAUGAUCGCUGAUAAUAAAAGUUGAAGAUAAGAUAGUUUAGUAUUAAAGCUACAUACCUUUAUUGAAUUAGGCAUUUUAACACAAAGAGAUGCAACUAGUGGCUGUCCUCAUAGCCGGCGUUUUAGCUGCUGCACAUGCACAAACAUCGUUUUUCCCUACGGGAAUCUUUGGAGAACCAGUUCAGGCCAAUGUAGUCGCUCUCCGUGAAGAUAAACCCGACUACAGAGGGACGUCCCUCUAUCAGAUUCAGUAUUUACUGAAAAACAAAGAGGGUAAAACUGUGUCUGGCUUCGUACAUCGAUCCUACGCCGAGUUUAAGAAGUUGAAUGAUGCACGCCCAUGGAAGCUGUUUGGCUAUGACUUUGACGUCCCAACACAGGGCAGUGCCGAUGUCGAUUCCAUGAAUGACUAUCUAGCGAAAGUAAUGAAAGAUGAUGCUCUAAGAAAAACUGACUUGGUAAGUGACUUUCUUGGUAUUAACUGGGAUGCGUCUGAUAUCAAAUGGUUUGCUGAUAUGGAAACCUUCCUUGAGAUGCUGCUCACGGCACGAGUUCCAGAGUUUGCACCGGAACCCCCUACAUUCGGUUCGGUCGAAGACGCCUUCCGUCCAGAGACGCCAUUUGAAGCAUAUGUUUACGUAAAAGCUUUCCGACACGGUGGCACUGACGCAACACUUGCCGCCUACGUAGACUUCUUCAAGAAUUACACUGAUACAACUCCAAGUUUCAGCGGACCAGCUCAAGAUGUUGACGUUCUUCCACCUUCCGCAACUAAACCCAUCUCCAUACCAUAUCACUACGCCAAGACCUUUGUGCACUUCCUACCAGGCGGGUAUCUAAACGGGCAUACUGUCCGCAUUUCAUACCUUGGGAAAAACAAGUUCAACCUCCUUAACAAAGACAACUUAGUGCCAGCCAUCAAGCGAUUCCAUGGAGAUAGAAAACCAAAAAGAAUCUUAGAUGUUGGAACCGGAAACUGUUUCUCUGCUCUAGGAUUCGCACAAGUCUUCCCUGAUGCCGAGGUCAUUGGAGUCGAUCUUGCUGCCCCCUAUAUCAGAUUCUGUCGACUCUGGGCCAACAAACUGGGUGUAAAGAACGUUAAGUUCUACCAAGAUAAUGGUGAAGAUCUUAGCUGGCCUGAUAACCAUUUCGACAUAGUUCAAUAUACAUAUGUAUUGCACGAAAUGCCUGCCGUUAACGCCAGACGAUUUCUCUCAGAAACACUCCGUGUUCUGAAACCCGGGGGCGUAAUGAGCGGAUUUGAAGUUCCAUUCCACGAUGAUCCCGUUGAGCAAGUUGUAAACGUCGCCUCGCAGACAUGGGGCUACCGAUGGAACACGACAGGACCACACGGACCAGAGCCAUACAUGAGGGAAUACGAGGAAAAAACUGAACUGCCCAAAAUGAUUGAAAGCGUUGGAUUUGUGAAAUUGAAACAUGUUCCAUAUACAUACUUCGAAGCAUUUUACCUUGCCGAGAAAAAAGUAUAACGCAUUUUGCAAUACUUUUCUAUUUUCAAAACAUUAGAAAUAUAUUUAGAUUGAGAAUAAAAGCCAUGGUGUAUUCUUGUGAUUAUUUAUUGUAAUAUAUUUAUUUGUAUGAAAUACAUGAUUCAUUUUUUA
Molecule: messenger RNA, 1642 nt
Organism: Owenia fusiformis
Lineage: Eukaryota; Metazoa; Annelida; Polychaeta; Sabellida; Oweniidae
Source: the annotation of a GenBank genome assembly